AUGAGUCGCGCGUACGUGGACUUGGUUGUUCCGCGGAAGACGAAGGCGCCGCCGUUCUCGGUUGAAAGCGGCAAUGCCCGUCAAAAGCGUCCUAACCGGAUCUGGUUCGACAGAGAGCGGGCACAGGCGCGCAACGAGAUGAGGCGGGUGUAUCCUCUCCACUACUACAUCUCGUCCUACGACACGUACGCAUUUCUUGCCAGCCUUAGACAGGGUGCCGACCCGGCGAAACGAGACGCUUCUGGACGCACACCCCUCGACCUUGCGGUGCAGAUGGCAGUGGAGCUCAUUGAGACGUCUCUCUGCACGUCGUUUCCCAUCGACAAUGUCGAUCCCACUCCGGCGGCAACUCUGAAGCCAGCGAUAGGGAGUCCACCGGAAACUACCGCGGAGACAUUCGCCAACCCGUUUCGGGCGAAGUACCACGACGCGAACGCCAACAUGUAUGUCCAGCACAACAGCAUGCGGUAUCGCUCCGCAGGCACGGACGUCUACAAAUCAUGUCGAGAGCCGCCUUUCCUUCUUCCGCCCGACGGGAAAGACGGGGCAGAACGGACAUACCAGGUUGCCGCCUUUCCUCCGCAAGAGUCUCGCGUGGACGGCGAGUGUGAAGAUCUUUUCAGAGACCAACGCGCGCGACGGCCACAGUCUCCGCCGUUCCCUCUGCCCCGUGGCGACGUGAGUCGCUACUACGCAGCGUCGCACAACCUGCGCCCACAGCAGUUCAGGUACGCGUACGAUGCCAACGGGAAGCCGACGUCUUGGUCUCGCCUGCAGCGGGAGCAAGUUCAACUGGAGCAGGAGCACCUUCAGGGAGAGUUUUUGGUGGCUGUGGAGCAGUUUCUCGAGCGUCCUCCUUCGAAGGCCGCGAUGGCUCAGAUGCGCGAGUUGAUCCGGCGCCUCAACGUCAUGUUGAUUAUCAUUAAGAAGUUUGAACACUGUUUGCCGCUGAAGCGAGAGGCAGCCGAGAAGGCGAAGGCCUACAUCGGCACCGCGCUCACCUACCCGUACCUCUACACGGCUUCCAUGUACGAGGCGUUCAAGCGCUACCCCCGGACGCCCGCUGGGCAGGUAGGUUUAGACGAAGCUGUCGAAAGGGGGAAGGGGAAACAAGGAGCGACUCAGAACGUCGCACUGAGCUUCAAUUCCGGCGCGAGGCUCAACAAGCUGCUAAAGGCGUGGGACCCUCUCAACCCUGACGAUGGACGACGCCUGGUGUUGAUUAUCAUGUCCCUGAAGAUGCGCGGACACGAGCUUUUCUCAUUCAUGGGCACCGUCAGCCGGCUGUUCAACGCACUUUUGGACCAGCUGGGCAUAUUCGACGAUCGCAGCAGGGCUGGCGGUCACUGGUGGAAGCUUGGCAGUGAGUGCAGUCAGUUCUACCUCCACAUGGCCUUUUCCUUGGACGAGUCUCAUCUCUUCCAGAAAUUCAUCACGCAGCAACAACUCUUCGACAAACAAGACCUCUUCAAGUGGGAGGAUCUCCUCUACACUCUCAUGCAGCAUCGCGACAAGUUCAGGCCGUACUUUGCGGCGCUUUUGGCUAGGCGGCUCAAGGCACGAGUGCAGAAGCGAUUGAUGGGCUCGACAGAUCAGCAAGCGUACCUGCCAGAAACAGUCAAGUAUCCCUGCGAGGAACGUUAUUUCACCCGUCAGCUUCUCGGAGAAUAUUCAGAGAUUUUUGGAGAGGCGGAAGCAGAAGAAUUUAACAGCAUGUUGCGCCACUGGAGAUACGGCGCAGCCCGGCAGGCCCCUGGCGCUGCCGCUGACGAAGACAACCUUCUCCCGCCUCCGUUGCCUCCUCUGUUUGAGUCGCCUGCUGCGGAUUUCUGGUCUCUCCGAGACUGA
Neospora caninum is the source of this 1848-nucleotide messenger RNA. RefSeq lists its product as hypothetical. The transcript is spliced from 6 exons. NCBI's taxonomy places the organism in Eukaryota, Apicomplexa, Conoidasida, Eucoccidiorida, Sarcocystidae. The record is from RefSeq and is a predicted model, not a curated record. Bases 1 to 1848 code for a protein of 615 amino acids.